UUGAUGCGCGGUGUUCUGUAGCGUCUCCCACGGUUCUCCUUUCCUCUAUUCGGGAAAUCUCUCCUACUCGUCAGAAUCAAUGCGAAUCAGCAGCGAUAAGCGCGCUGAUGCUGUGCGGUCUGUAGCUUUCUAUUCUCUGGAGAAUAAGGACUAAACCCUCUGUUACAGGUUUCUUCUUGCAUAGCUCUUCAGUGCAACGGGGAAGACAGACAACAUGAUUUGCUUUAUCUUCGUGGUUCUAUGUGGAUUGUCUGGCAGUGCGCUUGCAAAAGGUAAAGUGGAUAGGGAGCCUAAGGGGAAGUUCAGUGUUCCUGUUCUGGAUGUGAAGAGUCGACAGCUGGUCCUGGAGGCCAACCAGACGCUGACGAUUCACUGCAGGGGUCGGUGGGAGCUGUCGUGGGUGUUCCCUGGAGGUGUGGCCAGAGAUAAAGAGAGUGUGCAAUUGGAGGAUUCUCGCUGUGGGAGGCAGAGCCAGCAUUACUGCAGCCAACUGAUUAUUAGCUCAGCCCAGGCCCAGCACACAGGAUCGUUCCGGUGUCGGUAUAGCCAGCGGACCCGCAGGCAGAGUGCUGUCUACAUCUAUGUCACAGACAGACAGCGGCCAUUUGUGGAGGAGCAGAAUAACAGUCCAGACGUGGUGUAUAUCAAGGAGAGCCAGCCUCUGGUCUUCCCCUGUAGGGUCACCCACCCUGACGCCACCGUGUCAUUGGUCAAGUUCCCUGACCGUGAGUUGACCCCAGACCAGAGGAACAUAGUGUGGAACAGCAGACAGGGCUUCCUCAUCCGCAGUCCCACCUACUUCUACAUCGGCCUGUUCUCCUGCAAGACCUCUGUCAACGGGACCACACACUCCCUCAGUUACCUCACACACAGACAAGUGAAUAAGAUUAUGGAGGUGUAUCUGAACAGUACUAGUCCCGUCCAGACUUUACAGGGGGACAGUCUGGCUAUCAACUGUACUGUGACUGCAGAGUGGAACAGCAGAGUGUCCAUCAGCUGGGACUACCCUGGGCAGGUAAACCGGGCAGCCAUAAUUAGUAGGCGUAUCAUGGCCAGUAAAACUCACAUGGUUUUCUACAGUAUUCUGUCCAUCCCUAAUCUCCACCGCUCUGACAGAGGGCUCUAUAUCUGCCGAGUGACCAGUGGACCGGUCAGCCGAGAGACUAACGUGUCAGUCACAGUCUACGACCGUCCGUAUAUCCGUCUGACACCCAGACAAGGGGCUAUAGUGGAGGCUCAUGCAGGACAGAAGUCCUACCGACUCUCCCCCAAACUACGGGCCUUCCCUGCCCCAGAGAUCAUCUGGUUGAAGGAUGGGAAGGUAGCAGCAGAACAGUGUUCCCGUUACCAUGUGGACGGGAAUUCCCUGGUGAUCCGGGAUGUGGCGAAGGAGGAUGCAGGGAAGUACACUAUCCUGGUGGGAAUCCAGGAGCACAGACUCUACCAGAACCUAACGCUCUCUCUGGUGGUCAACGUGAGUCCUGGGAUAGGGGAGAAGGCGGUGUCCUUGCAGGACCCAGGUAGUGUCCCGCAGGGCAGCAGACAAGCCCUGCACUGCAGCUCCCACGGAGUCCCCCCUCCUCACAUCGCCUGGCUCUGGCACCCCUGCCCCCCCAAAGGCCUCUCUGGCGGAACACGGGCCUGAUGCCGCGCCGGAGGAGGCCCAGCGACAGUGGGCCAGGCUGGGCCAGGCUGAUAGGGACCUGGGUCCUCAGGGUAGGGUGUGGGUCUAGAGCCUGUUUCUGGCCCUGGAUCCUUGGACCUGGGUCUGGGGCCUGGAUCCACCCUUAUGUCCUAGGUCUGGGUCCUUGGUGCUGGAUGUGUCCCUGGGUCCAGUCGUGGAUCCUUGGUCUUGUCCUGGGCCCUGGGAACCGCAGCGCUCUUAUCUGGCCCGGGCAGGAGGCUCGCCGGGUUUCCUGUGCGAAAAUCAGAGCGCUUUUCCUCUCCUUGUUUGGCUUCCUCCCCGACGCGAGACGCUUCCCAGCAGCGUGAUUGUCCCUCCGUCUUCAAACGUGGCAGAGUCCUGCUUCCUCAAGGGCUUGAUCUAUUCUUGAGACCCCCCCUCCCCUCCUCAUUCCCCCCUCCCCUGGCCUUCCCCCCCUCGCCAGCUCUGCCCCUCAUCCCCAAACCUUCGUUUCACUUCAUUAAAAUAUCCCCCCACCACACCACCAUCACCCCCUCCACCACACUCAGCAAGGCUGUUCCCAAGGCAGCCGGCGCCUUCAAUGACAGACAUUACUCUCUGGGAUCUUGGGGUUGGAGGGCAGGGGGGGGGCAGGACAGUGACCUGGUACACUGUUGAAGAGGAGGAUGAGGAAGAAGAGGAGUGAGAGGUCACACCACACUGAGGACAAUGAUCUGAUCUGCUUUUAAUGGUUAUUAUUCUAUUUAUUUAUUUCCCGUUACCCAGGUUGCAUUUUUACACCCCUUUUCUGGCUUCUUCUUUUUUUUUACAUUGUUACUUUUCUCAGACAUUUUGAGCCAGAAAGAAGUGCCCUUCCAUCCAUCCACUAAGCCACAUUUUUCUGGAGCUGCUUUUGCUUCUUGUGUUCCUAGAGUGGUACUAUAAUGGGUACAUGAGCCUGUCCCCAGCCCCGAGCCCUGCCAUCCUGUUGUAGUUCUGACAUCCACAAAAGCUGUGAGUUCUGACUGUAAAUCAUAUACCUUAUAAGUAAGUUGCUACAUCUCAGAUGGGCGAGCGGGAGAGAGAGAGAGAGAGAGAGAGAGAGAGAGAGAGAGAGAGAGAGAGAGAGAGAAAUGUUCUGGGAUGCCCUACAGUUACUGGAAGAUACUCUGGGACUGCUCAUCAAACACCUACCAUGUAGGAGUUACCCAGGACCCAGAGUCAAUGACAGUCAUAUGUCAUCUUAUGUCAUGCAUGUUAUGUCAUUUGUAAGGCGUUUCACUGUAUAUCAACCAUUUGUCAUCAAGAGUGAAUUUAUGUAUUAUUCUGCAAUUUAUUGUGUGGAAAAUAGUUUGUCUUUGCGUGUGAUAUAUGAAGAAUUUAUUUCCAAAAUGCUAAAUAUCCAUUUUCAGAAAUGUUGGUAAAUGAGCUUUUAUUGUUUAAAGUUAUGAAAGAGAUUGGUGUAUUUUUUCACUAUCUAAUCAUGACAUGGGGUUGUUCAAUGAAAGACAUGUAUUUGUUUAAAAUCUCUCACUUGAUGGAUUCAUUUCAGAGAAAAAUUGUUUACAUUUUUUUUUGCAAAAUGCUAAUUAUCCGCCUCACUCUCAGAGAAACAAGUAGUCCUGCUGGGUUUUACACAUUCAAAUGUAACAAAUAACUACAUUUUGAAUAAAGAACUGUUCAAAUGAUACAUUUGUGACAUCAAUAUUUUUUUUGUAUUAUUUAAAAUGUUUUAUAAAUAUAAUUGAACACAGUAAUAUGAGAUCUGUAUGUAAAACAUUUAACAUUUGAGUCAUUGAUCAGAUGCUCUUAUCCAGAGCGCCUUAGAGUUAGUGCAUUCAUCUUCAGAUAGCUAGGUGAGACAACCACAUAUCACAGUCAAAUAUGCAGGAUACAAACAUUCCAGCGUAACAAUUGAUAUAUAGCGGUUUGCAAAAAAAAAACGUUACAAUUCACAUCUAAAAUCUAUGAAUAAAAAAAUCUGAAAACAGUUAUAUUUUACACACACAUGAAGGUACCCAUAAGCAAUCAUUUCUGAUGGUGGAUAUAGUGUUUUGGAAAUAAACUCUUCAUAUGCACAGGAAGCUGUUUUUAUGGUUUGUUUGAGUGUCAUAGUCGUGCAUGUUGGCUUCCAAAACCCUUUUUGGUUCCAUGUCGAAGACUUCUGGGUUUAAUGUAAAACCCUCUGUGGAAAGGGUUCUACAUGGAACCCAAAAGGGUUCUACCUGAAACCAAAGGGGUUCUUCAAAAGGUUCUCCUAUUGGAACAGCCAAAGAACCCUUUUAGGUUACAUUUUUUUCUAAGAAUGUAAUGUGUGUUGAUUUGUGUGUUGAUUUGUGUGUGUGUGUGUGUGUGUGUGUGUGUGUGUGUGUGUGUGUGUGUGUGUGUGUGUGUGUGUGUGUGUGUGUGUGUGUGUGUGUGUAUGAUGAUCAUGAUGAUGAUGAUGAUGAGAGCAAGCGAGACUUCCACACUGAGUUUAUUCAUUCUACGGGUCUCUCCCUUUGUGAUUCAUUCCAUGUAUACAGAUUUUCUAUGAGUAAUAUAUGAAUCUAAUAUUUAAUAAUUUUAUAUGACUAACUUACUUAUGAUAAUUGCCAAUAAUGGCCAAAUUUGUAUGAAAACUUUUCAUGUGUAUUGUUUUAAAUAUGAUAUUAAAUGUAUGGUUUUUACAUUAAAUGUUGCUUUAAAUUG
Molecule: messenger RNA, 4315 nt
Organism: Oncorhynchus nerka (sockeye salmon)
Lineage: Eukaryota; Metazoa; Chordata; Actinopteri; Salmoniformes; Salmonidae
Gene: flt1
Product: fms related receptor tyrosine kinase 1
Exons: 11
Coding region: 215-1645 (476 amino acids)
Biological process (GO): vascular endothelial growth factor receptor signaling pathway; protein phosphorylation
Cellular component (GO): plasma membrane
Molecular function (GO): ATP binding; vascular endothelial growth factor receptor activity
Source: RefSeq, a predicted model, not a curated record